This is a messenger RNA of Hyalella azteca, 1526 nucleotides long. Its product is annotated as mitochondrial import inner membrane translocase subunit Tim22. The record is from RefSeq and is a predicted model, not a curated record. Gene Ontology annotation, cellular component: TIM22 mitochondrial import inner membrane insertion complex. The transcript is spliced from 6 exons. Gene Ontology annotation, molecular function: transmembrane protein transporter activity. Lineage: Eukaryota; Metazoa; Arthropoda; Malacostraca; Amphipoda; Hyalellidae. The coding region runs from base 290 to 868 and encodes 192 amino acids. Gene Ontology annotation, biological process: protein insertion into mitochondrial inner membrane.
UGUUUUUUUUAAUGUAGGUAUUUCAUAACACUUCUUCAGUUAUAUUUUGCUAUAGAAAGCUAGUUGCAUAGUUCUACAAAUACUACUAUUAAAAAAAGAUUGUUUAGAAGUCUUGCAAGUAUAAAAUUGAAGUCACAAAAUUUUUAUAAAGCACCAGGUAGUAAUCUGGUUCCUUACCAUAGAUCAUUUUGAUAACAGAUGAUCUUCCUGCCAAGAAGUCUUAUUCUGAACAUUGGCCAUAGUUUUAUGAGGAUAUUUGCUAUCUAAAGGUUGGCAAUAAUUGAGCACCAUGGCUGCAACUGCAAUUCCUGAUCCAAAUAAAAUGCACAAACCUCACAAACAAAUUUUCACCAAAGAAGAGCUGGACUUGGUGGGGGUUGAACUUGUCGGCAAUUUUGGCAGGGCUCGCAGCCAUGUCAUCAUCCCACGUACCUUCAUCCCCACCGUGAUGCGCACUGACCAGGAGAAGCAAAUUAUGGCAGUGUGGGACAGCUGUCCUUUUAAAGCCAUUCUUUCUGCUGGGGCAGGUUUUGUUUUGGGGGCUGGACUGGGCUUGUUUUCUGCCAGUAUCUCUCCCAACAUCACAGCUCCGGACCAAGAGCCACCAUCAGCCAGACAAGUCUUGCGUGAGAUGAAAGUCUCCACCCUCUCGUAUGCAAAGAAUUUUGCUGCCAUUGGCUGCGUCUUCAGCGCCGUCGAAUGCUCCAUUGAAAGUUACCGCGGCAAGACGGACUGGAAGAAUGGCACUCUCUCGGGUGGCGUGACGGGGGGGCUGCUGGGGCUGAGAGCUGGACUUAAGGCUGGUGUGGUUGGCGCCGUGGGUUUUGCCGUUUUCUCCACCAUCAUCGACUACUACAUGCGGCACUGAGCUUACCUUGCCUCAUAUUAGUCUCAUUUUCAUCAUAUCUGUGAUCCUGCAUUGUCAUUAUACCCCUUAUCCUGCAUUUUCAUCAUACUUUUUACCCUGUGAUCUUACCUGUUAUAUUGUCUGAUUUGUUAUUUUGAACUACCGUUAAAUUGUCACCUCUCAUUCUCAUCAAUCAUUCCUGCAAUUCUCAGUGCUACUUCGUGCAGUUGUUAAUGAAUGUCUGACGUUACUCAUUGCACCGCAAAUAUUCUCAGUUAUUUGGUACCAAUUCCAUAUUGAAGUUGAAACACGUGAUUAGAAUCAGACAAAUGAACUUGAGAAUUUCGCGAACAAGUAUCGACUAAAUAUGUUCGGAAGAACGUUCUUAUUAGUUUCUUGUGUUGAAACGUUCAAAUAAUUUUUCACUGGCAGAACCUUUAGUCAUUUCAACCAAGUAUGAUGUAAUUUAAGUCUAUGCCUAUUGUUCUCACAUGUAAAUAAUUGUGUAUUAAAUAAUUAUAUAAGGCCAUUGUGCGUCAAUAAAUGCUUUUAGGUACGCAAGGAGUUGCAACUGAUCCUGUAGGUAUUGUGAUAUGUAUCGGUAUGUUUGUUUUUCCAAUAUUAUUCAUAUUGUACUUUUGCAUUACACGCAGUAUGUCAUUUUGAUGUGAACUUCUUC